GGUUUGGUAAGUGCAUUUGGUGUGUGCGCACGAUAGCCAGUGCACAUUGUAGCAUAGGAAGUUUCCACGAAAUUGCUUAACUUUUUUUUCCUUUAAUUUUACAACACAACAUUGACUCAAAAAUCUUCUCAUGGAUUAUCAUCCAAUCCAAUAUAGAGAAUAAUCUCUUUCUCUAUACAUUAUUAUCCUUUUUUAUCAUCUUGUCUCAUCUCAACUCAUCCGAUCCAAAUCAUCUUUCAUUUGCAGAUUUGUAACUCCACUCUCAUGUUCAAUCCUACAUAUUAUUUUUCUCAAGAUGUAGGCAAAGGUUAAUUAGAAUCUUGCACACCUAGCUAGUAUGGUACGGAAGAGUAGUGAAAGGGGAUGUGAUAUUCACAACUUCCUUGGACAGCUGAGUACACGAGGCUCCCAUCAAGAAUUACUAUGUUGGGCCAAUUUCAUUAGUUUCUUAGCUCAGUUGAAAGAAUACACAACAGCGCAUUACAGCUAUAUAUGCCGGUUGAAAGAAGUUGGACACAUGCUUGGGGUAUCAGAUAGUACACAAUUGUGUACUUGCUAUAUGUUUUCCUGAAUCGUGAAGGAAUCACACAGAUAAUUACUUUAGCAUCACUGACGGAGACGGUUAUUCAAAUUUCCAAUCAUGACUACCUCCAACGGCCACCACACCGUUACUAUCUCCGCCGCUCAUGACAACAACGAUGACGACGAAAAUCUCCCUCCUUCCAAUAACAACCGCCGUGAUGAUGAUAAUGGUGAUGGCGACAACGGCGAUGAACAAAUCGAUCCUGAUGAUCCUUUCGAUAUUACUCAAACUAAGAAUGCUUCUCAUGAGACUCUUCGCCGUUGGAGACAAGCAGCACUGGUGCUCAAUGCGUCCAGGCGAUUUAGAUAUACUCUGGAUUUAAAAGGUGAAGAGGAAAAACAGCAAAAGAAGAGCUUAAUUAGAGCACAUGCACAAGUCAUAAGAGCUGCACUUCUUUUCAGAUUGGCCGGCGAACGCGAGCUAGUGAUAAGUCCAGAAGCUACACCCCCACCUCAAACUUCAGUCGGUGACUAUGGGGUUGAGCUAGAACAACUUGCUUCGAUGUCUAAGGAUCAGAAUAUUUCUGCUUUACAGCAAUAUGGUGGGGUUAAAGGCCUAUCAAAUUUACUAAAAUCAAAUCCAGAUAAAGGAAUUAGUGGAGAUGAUGCUGAUCUAUUGAAAAGGAAAAAUGCAUUUGGAACUAAUACAUAUCCUCGAAAAAAAGGGAGAAGUUUCUGGAGGUUUUUAUGGGAAGCUUGGCAAGAUCUGACUCUCAUAAUAUUGAUUAUAGCAGCUGCAGUGUCAUUGGUACUUGGAAUAAAAACAGAGGGUUUGAGUGAAGGAUGGUAUGAUGGAGGAAGCAUUGCUUUUGCAGUUUUACUUGUUAUUGUAGUAACAGCUGUCAGUGAUUAUCGACAAUCUCUGCAAUUUCAGAAUUUGAAUGCAGAGAAACAAAAUAUACAAUUGGAGGUCAUUAGAGGUGGGAGAACAAUUAAAAUAUCAAUAUUUGAUAUUGUUGUUGGUGAUGUUAUACCCCUUAAAAUAGGAGAUCAGGUUCCUGCUGAUGGAGUAGUAAUCACAAGCCACUCACUUGCAAUUGAUGAAUCCAGUAUGACGGGUGAAAGCAAGAUUGUUCAUAAGGAUCACAAAGCACCCUUUUUUAUGUCUGGUUGCAAAGUAGCAGAUGGAGUUGGCGUUAUGCUGGUAACUGGUGUUGGUAUUAAUACUGAGUGGGGAUUGUUGAUGGCAAGUAUCUCAGAGGACACCGGAGAAGAGACUCCAUUACAGGUACGUUUGAAUGGAGUGGCAACUUUUAUAGGUAUAGUUGGGCUUACUGUUGCUGUUUCAGUGCUUGCAGUCCUCUUGGGCAGAUACUUUUCUGGCCACACAAAUGAUUUAAAUGGAAAUCCUGAAUUUGUUGCCGGAAGGACUAGCAUUAGUGAUGCAGUUGAUGGGGUCAUCAAAAUUUUUACGAUUGCAGUCACAAUUGUAGUUGUUGCAGUGCCUGAGGGUCUACCUUUGGCUGUUACUUUAACCCUGGCAUACUCAAUGCGGAAAAUGAUGGCAGAUAAAGCCUUGGUACGAAGGCUGUCAGCCUGCGAAACUAUGGGCUCUGCUACAACAAUUUGCAGUGAUAAGACAGGAACAUUGACGUUAAAUCAGAUGACUGUUGUUGAGGCAUAUGCUGGGAGGAACAAGCUAAAUCCACCAGAUGACUCUUCACUGUUGCAUCCAGAAGCAUUAUCUCUGAUAAAUGAAAGCAUUGCACAGAAUUCAACCGGAAAUGUUUUUUUGUCGAAGGAUGGUGGAGAGGUAGAGGUGUCAGGAUCACCGACGGAGAAGGCCAUUCUGUCAUGGGCAGUCAAGUUGGGUAUGAAUUUUGAUCUUAUCAGAUCUAAUUCAACAGUUCUUCACGUCUUUCCAUUCAAUUCUGAGAAAAAAAGAGGUGGUGUUGCUCUGAAGCUGGUGGACUCUGGAGUGCAUAUACACUGGAAAGGAGCUGCAGAAAUAGUUCUAGGAGCAUGUACCCAAUAUCUUGAUUCAAACGGUCACUUGCAAUCCCUUGAAGAAGAGAAGAAUUUUUUCAAGGAGGCUAUUGAUGACAUGGCUGCUCGCAGCUUGCGUUGUGUUGCCAUUGCAUACAGAUCAUAUGAUUUAGAAAAAGUUCCAUCUAAUGAGCAGGAUUUAGACCAAUGGUCCUUACCAGAAGAUGAGCUUAUUUUACUUGCUAUUGUUGGAAUCAAGGAUCCUUGUCGCCCUAGUGUCAAAGAUGCUGUGAGAGUAUGCACUGACGCUGGUGUUAAGGUACGCAUGGUUACUGGGGACAACCUUCAAACAGCAAAGGCAAUAGCUCUGGAGUGUGGGAUACUGGCUUCAAUUGAAGAUGCUGUUGAGCCAAAUAUAAUUGAAGGAAAGGUAUUCCGGGAGCUAUCUGAAAAAGAAAGGGAACAGGUUGCCAAGAAAAUCACGGUGAUGGGCAGGUCAUCUCCUAACGACAAGCUUUUGCUUGUGCAAGCACUACGUAAAGGAGGUGAAGUGGUUGCUGUCACAGGAGAUGGCACCAAUGAUGCCCCUGCACUACACGAGGCAGAUAUUGGUCUUUCUAUGGGCAUCCAAGGAACUGAAGUUGCAAAAGAAAGCUCAGAUAUUAUAAUCUUGGAUGAUAACUUUGCAUCAGUUGUAAAGGUUGUCCGCUGGGGCCGCUCUGUAUAUGCUAAUAUUCAGAAAUUUAUCCAGUUCCAGCUUACUGUCAAUGUUGCUGCGCUUGUAAUAAAUGUUGUGGCAGCAAUAAGUUCUGGUGAUGUUCCUUUAAAUGCAGUACAGCUUUUGUGGGUCAACCUUAUCAUGGACACACUUGGGGCCCUUGCACUGGCUACCGAACCACCAACAGACCACCUAAUGCACAGAUCACCUGUUGGUCGAAGGGAACCACUUAUAACAAAUAUCAUGUGGAGAAACUUGAUCGUACAGGCUCUUUAUCAAGUUGUAGUUCUUCUUGUUCUGAACUUCGCCGGCGAAAGUAUUCUACCUAAGCAAGAUACUAGAGCCCAUGACUUUCAAGUGAAGAAUACUUUGAUAUUCAAUGCAUUCGUCAUGUGCCAAAUAUUCAAUGAGUUCAAUGCUCGGAAACCAGAUGAAAUGAAUGUCUUCCGAGGAGUGACUAAGAACCGUCUCUUCAUGGGAAUUGUUGGAGUAACCUUUAUACUUCAGAUAAUCAUCAUCGAGUUCCUUGGAAAAUUCGCCUCAACAGUGAGACUUGACUGGAAGCUGUGGCUUGCUUCUUUUUUAAUUGGUAUUGUCAGCUGGCCUCUUGCUAUAGCUGGAAAAUUAAUUCCAGUUCCCAAAACACCGUUGUCGCGUUACUUCUUAAGGCCACUCAGGCGGUUGAGGAGGUCUCGUUCAGCACAAUAGGAAGUCAUUCACGUAUUCAUAUUAAGCUAACGCCUGACAAGUAACAAUACAAUAUUACUAGCCCCAAUUGUUGAAGCUUUACUUCUACAAUUUGAAUACAAUGUAUAAAUACAAAGGGUUUUAAUCAUAAAGCAAUUGUUAUGUGAUGCCUUAAUCUUUACAGCUUUUCCUUUUUCUUAAUAUUUCGGGUCAACCGUACAUUGUAACAUUUCUAGAUAUUGUUAGAGUUACUUGUCUGUAAAUGCUAUCAUACUGACCUAGCAUAAGGUUUGAUUCUCAACAGAAAAAAGAGGAAAGAAAGAAAAGCAUUGUCAUGGUUUUAACUUUUAACUA
Molecule: messenger RNA, 4267 nt
Organism: Trifolium pratense (red clover)
Lineage: Eukaryota; Viridiplantae; Streptophyta; Magnoliopsida; Fabales; Fabaceae
Product: calcium-transporting ATPase 9, plasma membrane-type-like
Exons: 36
Coding region: 641-3934 (1097 amino acids)
Biological process (GO): calcium ion transmembrane transport
Cellular component (GO): intracellular membrane-bounded organelle; membrane
Molecular function (GO): ATP binding; ATP hydrolysis activity; P-type calcium transporter activity
Source: RefSeq, a predicted model, not a curated record